UGAUGAUAUGUACGAUUUAUAGAUCAAAAGACCUUUUCCUUCCAUCUUUAACCCCUUUACAUAUCUGUUCUUCUAUAUGAAAGUAACAAAACCAGGUUUGGCGAACACAAGUCGGGAGCAUGGCCGUUGGGAGGGGAAUCGACGAUUCAAAUGGGAUCGAUUCGGAAUCAGACUCCAUCGAGGCAAGGAUGGUUCGUGGUUGGAUCUUCUUCUUGGAGUCGCCAAGUCGGGGUUGGACUGAGAUUGAGCAACGACGGGGCAAGAAAUAUUCGGCGUGUUAUGUCCAGGAGCCCGAGUGGAGACUUAUCCUUGGUAGAAAAUCGUGCAAGAGGAGGGAAGUGGUGGAGCCGGGCUAUGGGUUCACCGUCCAGGAUGGAGUAAAGGCAAAUCAAGUUUCAACGGAGGCUAUUAAUGAGGGGCCUAAUUGCAAUUAUCAUUAAGUAUAAAUUAUUUUAAUAAAUAUAAUAUAGUUUAAUAGAUAAUAAUUAAUUAUAAAUAAAUCAAUUUACU
Molecule: messenger RNA, 510 nt
Organism: Linum tenue
Lineage: Eukaryota; Viridiplantae; Streptophyta; Magnoliopsida; Malpighiales; Linaceae
Source: the annotation of a GenBank genome assembly